Messenger RNA from Raphanus sativus (radish), 530 nucleotides. Its product is annotated as organelle RRM domain-containing protein 2, mitochondrial-like. Gene Ontology annotation, biological process: mitochondrial mRNA modification. NCBI's taxonomy places the organism in Eukaryota, Viridiplantae, Streptophyta, Magnoliopsida, Brassicales, Brassicaceae. Bases 1 to 279 code for a protein of 92 amino acids. The record is from RefSeq and is a predicted model, not a curated record. Gene Ontology annotation, cellular component: mitochondrion. Gene Ontology annotation, molecular function: RNA binding. The transcript has 4 exons.
AUGUUCUUUUCUCAGUUUCCUGAGGUUUCGUGUAUUUUUGUGGCAUCUGUUUUUUUUUUAGGGCUUAGUAAGCGCACCACUUCUGAAGGUCUUAGGACAGCUUUUGCUCAGUUAGGAGAUGUUGCUGAUGCCAAGGUUGUCACAGACAGAAUCUCAGGAUAUUCAAAAGGGUUCGGAUUUGUCCGAUAUGCCACCUUAGAAGAUUCUGCUAAAGGCAUUGCUGGAAUGGAUGACAAGAUUUACAGAGCCAUGUGUGCUACCCACGACGGCCUACAAUAACCCAUUCUUUAUUCAGAAGUCUGUGACAUUGAAUUGAAUGUUUUCUUUGUUUAUCUACUGAUUUACUGGUUUAGACUUUUGAUUUCUGUGGGCUUCAAUCUAAUUCCGUGUGGGUUUCCAGUGAUUGGUAAUUGUAAUCUCUUUUGCUACAAUUAAACCUAAAUGCAAUAAAAUAUUUCAAUUUUUUUAAAAUGUACUGGAUAGUAUGUAUCUUUGUGUUUGUGAUAAAUACUAGUACUAUGUUUUUUGCG